UCCUGUGUAGGGUUCAGAAGCCCGCCUCCCCUCCCAGCUUCAGGUGCCUGCUUCGGGAAAUGAAGUAAGAAGCCAAUUGGCUUCCGCCAUCUUAGCUAGAGUAAGUGUCUAGUGAGAGAAGGAUGAAGUCGGGAAAUCACUGGAGAGUUCUGGGAUUGUGCCUCUUAGCAGUUGGCGCUUGGGUGCAAGCGGAAAAUGACUACGGUGAAUAUGAAAUCUCCAUCUCUGGAACCACAGUAAUGCUGACAUGCCCUUUUGAGGAAGAUUCCAUAAAAUGGAAGUUGGGUGAAAUAGAUUUAAAAAGUGCCGAUAAAACCUAUAAGGUGGAAAAUUUUUCAGAAGUGAAACACAGUGGUACUUAUUUCUGUCAUAAAGAAAAGGAAAAAAAUGGUGUCUACCUGAAGGCAAGAGUGUGUGAGAACUGCAUGGAGGUGAAUGUGAUGGCGGUGGCCGUAAUCAUCAUAGUGGACGUCUGCAUUACUCUGGGCCUGCUGUUUGUGGUAUAUUACUGGAGCAAGAACAGAAAGGCCAAGGCCAAGCCUGUGACGAGGGCGACGGGUACCGGUGGCAGGCCCAGGGGGCAAAACAAGGAGCGGCCACCACCAGUUCCCAACCCAGACUAUGAGCCCAUCCGGAAAGGCCAGCGGGACCUGUAUGCGGGUCUGAACCACAGAGGCGUCUGACAGCUCCUGAGGACACUGCCUCCCCCUGGCCCAGGCAACCCUCUGAGGGAACAGGCGGAAAUGCUGGCGGAGAUUCUGCCUGUUCCCCAUUCACAGACCCAGCCAAGACCCAGCCCUACAGGCUCCUCACCCCACUGCUGCCCACCUUCCACGGCCCCCUCAAGGGUCUUUUGCAACUUCAUGAAUAUGCUAAGCUCCUUGUCAGCUGAAAGAUAAAAGAAAUAAAGUGUA
This is a messenger RNA of Talpa occidentalis (Iberian mole), 914 nucleotides long. RefSeq names its product T-cell surface glycoprotein CD3 epsilon chain. Bases 123 to 683 code for a protein of 186 amino acids. Lineage: Eukaryota; Metazoa; Chordata; Mammalia; Eulipotyphla; Talpidae. Gene Ontology annotation, biological process: cell surface receptor signaling pathway; positive thymic T cell selection. The transcript has 9 exons. Gene Ontology annotation, cellular component: alpha-beta T cell receptor complex; external side of plasma membrane; membrane. Gene Ontology annotation, molecular function: transmembrane signaling receptor activity. The record is from RefSeq and is a predicted model, not a curated record.